This is a messenger RNA of Pocillopora verrucosa, 765 nucleotides long. NCBI's taxonomy places the organism in Eukaryota, Metazoa, Cnidaria, Anthozoa, Scleractinia, Pocilloporidae. The record is from RefSeq and is a predicted model, not a curated record.
AUGCUGGCAGCCCUCGACCGCUAUUUAAAAGAGCAUGACUACAAGUACUCUAUUAUACGAGACCGAGAGUUUCACCAGUCGAAGUUGGUACUCGAAGGAAAAGUGAAGUGUCUCCGUCAACAAGGAAAAGGCAAGAGACCCAACGCCGCGAACGCACUGACAGCCGAAGAAGAAAAAAUGCUAUGGAGUGAACAAAGUCUCGGCGACUGCAGUCCAAGAGUUCUUUCCCAGACGAUGUGGUGGAUCUUGACUCAACAUUUUGGCCUGAGGGGAAGACAGGAACACCAUUCAAUGGAAGUCGAGGACUUCAGUUUUUGUGUGGACGACAGCGGCACAGAGUACGUCACAUUUAAAGAAAAUCCUACAAAGACGAGGCAGGGAGGACUGAACACAAAACAUCGUAAUGUUCUGCCAAAAAUGUUCGCUACUGGUGGUCAGAGAUGUCCUGUUGAGUUACUGAAGCAAUACCUUGCCAUAAUCGAAAAUCCCAAAACAAAUGUUUGGUAUAAGAAGCAGCGGCUCGGCGUAAACAGCAUCGACAAUAUGAUGAAGAGCGUCGUCAAGAACACAGCUCUGGAAACAAGCAAGAAGAAAUUGCAAUCGCAAGUGAAAAGUCUCUUAACGACUACGAUGAAGGUAACGAGAAGGAACAUCGACAGCUUUCAAACAUUAUCAGCAAUGCUCCACAGUCAGCAGCCUCCAGCAGUUUUCCUGGUCUACCAAUGUGGUCUUCUCCUGCAACGACUUCAACGUGUGAACAGGUGA